Messenger RNA from Capsicum annuum, 2708 nucleotides. Its product is annotated as chloroplast sensor kinase, chloroplastic. The record is from RefSeq and is a predicted model, not a curated record. NCBI's taxonomy places the organism in Eukaryota, Viridiplantae, Streptophyta, Magnoliopsida, Solanales, Solanaceae. The coding region runs from base 88 to 1974 and encodes 628 amino acids. The transcript is spliced from 10 exons.
UAUUAGACCAUCUUUCCUCCUCGGGUAGACAUUACCAAACACACAGCCCCAUAGCAUUCCCAUUGAAUUCCGAUCAUCAGGAAGAAAAUGCUGCUCUCUGCAUUUCCUCCCCAGAAUCCAUUAUCCAAUCCCACCACCCCACCCUUUCACCACCCCCCUACCCUCCUCUUCUACAAAGCAGCAGCAGCAGCAGCAACUGCAACUGUUCACACUACUUCGCCGAGGUUUCUACCACCACUUGCUCUCACCAACGCUGCUUCCUCCUCCACUACUCUCCGGCAUGUGAGUAGCACGUUCUCCGAUGAUGACGACGAAGAUGGAUAUGGCCACGGUAUGGUUACUUCGGCGUCAGCUGUUGCUGCUGCGAUACGGAAUGCGUCGACGUCGCCGGUGGAGUUUGUUCAGACGAUUGAAAAGGAUGACGGAAAAAAUAAAGGUCUGGUACUACCGAGUAUUGAUUUCCAGAGACUUUGUAUUGAACAAUUGGACCUCUUUCGCCGUAUUGUCCAUCCCGACGCUCUUCUGUCCGUUUAUGUAAGACCAGCUGGCAGCUAUGUAAUGGACCGCCUUGAGUUGCAGCGGAUUACUUUACAUCCACAUGCUAAUGCGACUGAUCUAGUGAUUCUAAUUGGUAACUUCAGCAUUCCAGCAGGCUUAAGAAUUGCCGAAGCAACUCUUUCGAGGCAAGAGGUAGAGUUAUUUCCCGAGCUUGGAUCUGUGGUGUUCCCUAUGGUGAAACACCCAUUUAUUGUUGGAUUUUUAGUUGCGGAACUCCCAAGAGCUGCGUGGAAUAAGGGAGGGUUUAAUGUUAAAGGAUGGCCUGCCCAGGAGGAGAUUUUUUCUUUGCCUCCUAGCACAGAUUUGAAAUCAUUGAAUAUCAAAACUUCAAGUGAUCACUCAUUUGAGAUGUUAAACGGUACAGCUGAGCAAAGAUUAAAUGCAAUAAAUAUUUCUCGUUCACUUGCAAUGGCUUAUGUCAUGGAUCAGAAAGCAAAUCUGCUCCAACAGUCCACCUGGCAAAAUAAUAUCAGGAUGAGCAACUUGGUUGAGCAAAUUCGGGGUUCUCUUUCCAGUAUUCGAACUUUGAGUAAGAUGUUAUCUGUUCAGAUUAGAAAGAGUGAGAUUUCAUAUGACAUUGUUCAAGACAUUUUGGAGCAAGGUGAUUGCUUGAGUGAUACUCUUAAGGGACUCCAGGAUGCUGUUUCCUUAACAAAGGCUAAUAUAAUGCACUAUAGUGAAGAAACACUGAAAAGGAUGCCUAAAUCAACUUAUCCUGGUCAUGACUCGGCGAGGUCACAGUUGUCGGAUAACUUAUCUGAGAAGCUAGAAUCUCUCUCUUCAAAAUCCAAGGAUCUAGAAAUGCCUAUGCCUCCUCUUGCUCUUGCACCUUUACGUCAUGAAGGAGUCAGACCAUGCAAUGUGUCUGAUGUACUGGUGGAUUUGGUGGGGGCAGUGGCACCUUUAGCACACGAGCAGAGGAGAGCUGUUUUACUUUCUGAAGUUCCAAGAUCUUUACCGGUGCCGGUUGAAGAGCCUUCUCUACGCCAGGCUUUGGGUAAUUUGAUUGAGGGUGCUUUAUUGCGUAUACAAGCUGGUGGGAAGGUUGAAAUCAUUGCCACUGAAGCACCUGCAGGGGGUGCUCUUGUUAUAAUUGACGAUGAUGGCCUUGAUAUGCACUAUAUGACACAGAUGCAUUCUCUAGCACCUUUCGGAGCAGACCUAUUUUCUGAAGAUAGGGUAAAGGACAACAUGACAUGGAACUUUGUAGCUGGACUAACUGUUUCUCGAGAAAUACUGGAGAGUUAUGGAUGUGUAGUGCGGGUGAUCUCACCAAGAGUAACAGAUGCUGCAAUUGGAACUGGAGGAACCCGUGUAGAACUCUGGUUUCCCUCUUCUUCUGCUUCGUCUGUCAUGGAUGGCCCUUCUCAUGAGAUGCUGAGAUGGAAAAAUUGGAAAGAGCAUGUUCUUUUUUGAUUCAUCUAGUGACACAAAUCUAUCAAAUGACUAAUUUCUCUCCUCUGGGACUCAACAAAAUGAAGGUAUGGCUAAUAAUACCGUAAGUAUGAAUGUCACAGGAGAUUGUCCUGAUAAAAUGUGGGUAGUCCUUUUGGCUUCGUCAAACACUUCCUCUUGCUGGUCAAGCCUUCUACAGAAAAGCAAUGCUAGAAGACUUCUGUCUAUACUUUAUCAUAGUAGUAAUUUCCAUUUAUCGGUCUAUUAGCUGAUGUGUUGCCAAAAGAUGUUGUGAUUCCUAUGAUUCAAUUACAUGAAUAUAUCCUGCUGGUUGUGUAAAUCAGCUUACCCCUCUACAGAUGUUCCAGAUUGAACUAUUUGCAUUGCUGGGGCUUUUAUUGCACAGAAACUAGCCGAAGACUAAACAAUCAAGCAUACUUUUGAGUCUAUUAGUUGCCACAAAUUCCUGAAAUCCCUUCCCUGCAGGUGCAGCCAUGCUUUCUAGCAAUGUUGUGGAUCAGAGUGAAUAUAUCAAUGCCUUCCAUGUAAAUUUAAACGGCAAUAGCUUCUUAUCAGCUUAUUCUGUAAUUUAUUUUGUCAGAAUUGUGUGAUGCUAGUUAUUUUGGGGAAGACUCGUAUAUUCGCUUCUAUACUUUGGUUUUACCUCAUGUAUCAGCAGAUAGAAGGAAAUUGUACUUGAUUUGGUACAUUGAGCAGGUUGAAUCAUAAUUAUCAUACAACAUUGUUGGUCUAAA